UGUAAUUCACAGGUGAUUUCUAUCAAAAUGGAUCAAAAAGCAUGUGCUACAUCACGUGAAAGCUUAGAAGCUUCGAUCGUUUUUACGGAUGGCGGAACGACUGGAACGAGCAGUGAAUUGAGUGUGUCGGACGAGAACCUCGAGGGCUACUCGACACCAACUGGAAGUUCGCUACAACUGGAUUUAGAUCGCUCAUCUUCACCUUCACCCCGCCGCCACACCCUUCUACGAGUAAAUCACUCUAACAGUACAUCAACAGCAACAAUGCCGGCCACUACGGAUAGCAGCUGUACGAUGCCGGACAGUGCCGAUAUCCCGACUUCAAAUAGGAAAAGUCUUAUUGAAGAAAAUCGAGCACUUAGGGAACAUAUCGAUGAGAUAAUGAACGGUUCACGAGUUGAAGUGAUUGAAAAUCUACUUCGAGAAAACGAAAAACUUCAAGAAGAACUGAAAGAGGCGAAGUCGUAUGUUGAUCAAGUGGAUGUCGAAGCAGAACAGCAAUAUACCGAACUCUCAUCUGAAAUAACGGAACUAUGUGAACUGGUGGAAAAGAAGGACAACGAAAUAAAAGCUUUAAAAGAGAAAUUAGCUGAAAUGAGCAAAGCAGUGGAGAAAAACAAUGAAGUAGCCGAGCAGCAAAAGCAAACUGCUCAACGGCAAACGGAGAUUAUUGAAUCACUAAGGGACGAGUUGGACAGCGAAAAGGAAAAGUCUGUGUAUUCAGCAAAAGAAAAAGAAAAAGUGCAAGAAGAAUUGAAUGCAUUGAAGAAAACUGUGGAAACAGAGAAAGGGGACGCGCUUGCGAAGGAUGUACUUUUGUCGAUUGAAUUGGAAGACAUGCAGAGGGAGCUUGAGAAGCAAAAAGAGAUUUUGGCAAGCACAAGUAUCGCUCAAAUUGCAAAUAAGUGGGAACGUAGAGUGCUGACCUUGGAAAAUGAAAUUCGAGAACGGGAUAUACUUAUUCAUACACAACAAAGCGUUAUCAAUGACCUUAAACGGACGAUGAGAGAGAAUAGUGGUCUCCUGCAUAGCGGCGGUAGCAGCUCGGAUUCAUUCCAAACACGAGAUAACAGCCCCUCUUCACGAUUUUCUGUCGUCAAGUACAUUCUGAGCGAUGUAAACAGUCAACUAGCCAAUGUUUACGCCAUAGCACGCAUUCUCGAUCUCUCAUCUCAAGAACUGGACUAUCUGGAAAAAAGUCUCGAGAACAAACAAAACAAACGAUAUCUAUACUGAAACACUGCCAAGAGUAGAAUUACUGUAAAUAUUAUGUGUGCUACUGUUUUUUACGAAAAAUUGAAGUAAGUAGGUUGAACAUGUGCCUUUUCGGGUUUGAUCUUGAUUGCGAUUUCUUUACUUCGAGCUUCGAUUCAUCACCUUAGUACAGCAUAAGUACUAAAUUAUGUCAUCUACCGAGGCUCUCUAUCAGACUGUGAGGUUGUAUUCAUUUGAGUUCGAAUGAACAAACCUUUGUAAGCAUCUUUAUUUUUGUUUGUAAAUGUGUUGCUCAUUUGACAACUAU
Molecule: messenger RNA, 1522 nt
Organism: Cylicocyclus nassatus
Lineage: Eukaryota; Metazoa; Nematoda; Chromadorea; Rhabditida; Strongylidae
Source: the annotation of a GenBank genome assembly